Plasmodium relictum is the source of this 3036-nucleotide messenger RNA. Its product is annotated as RNA helicase, putative. Gene Ontology annotation, biological process: mRNA splicing, via spliceosome. The record is from RefSeq and is a predicted model, not a curated record. The coding region runs from base 1 to 3036 and encodes 1011 amino acids. The transcript has a single exon. Lineage: Eukaryota; Apicomplexa; Aconoidasida; Haemosporida; Plasmodiidae. Gene Ontology annotation, cellular component: catalytic step 2 spliceosome. Gene Ontology annotation, molecular function: RNA binding.
AUGAUAAAAUUUUUUGUUCACAUUUUAGUGAGUAAACAGAAAAUAGUAUUUCGUAACAUUUCAAAGAAGAGAUUUUACAGCAUUACAAUAAUAAAAGAUAAAGAUAAAGGAUAUGAUAGAAAUGUAAGUGAAAACAUAGAAAAUGACCAUAAUUAUUUAAAGGAUUUACACAAGAUUGGAUUUUUAGGAAACGUAAAAAAUAAAGAAAGUAUAAAUGAACGAAAAAAAAACGAUAAAAAGUCAUUAAAAGAAGAAUUACAAAAAACUAGUUUUUUAGAAUAUAAUUUUAAAACAGAUAUAUAUUUAAAAUUGAAUGAAUUAAAAAUUUUUAACCCAACACAAAUUCAAAAAAAUACGAUACCAUUAUUGUUAAAUUUCAAAAAAAAGGCUAGCGUAGAAUCUAAUAAAAUAAUUAACUAUGAAAGUAUCUACAAUGAUAUACUAAAGAAUAAAAUAAACAUUAAUACGUAUUUAAAAAAUGAUUUAAAUAUUAAAAAUAAUUUUUAUGAUGUUAGUAAGUACAAAUUUUUUGAUAAUAAUGUAGGAGAAUGUACAAAUAAAAAAGAAGAAUUUUAUAUUGAUGAACAAAAGUGUUUUAAUGAUGUGUACUUGAUUAUUAGUCCAGAUAAUAGUGGGAAAACAUUAAGUUAUUUUCUUCCUAUUCUUCAUAAUUUUUAUUUGAAUAAUGAAAAAAUAAUGAAAAAUUUAUUGAACUUUUACAACUUUUUAAAUAAAUAUAAUUAUAAGAAGUUUCGAAAUAAAAUUUUUCGUAAAAAGGAAAGAUUACGAUUUCUUAAAAAUAAAGAAAAUAUGUUUUUUGAUAUAUCAUAUGAAAAAUAUAAAAUAAAUAAUAGAUAUAUAAGUAUAAGAAAAUAUAAUAAUUAUAAUACUAAUAGUUAUUUUAAAAGUAAAAAAAAUAAUAAACUUAACUGUUUAAAACAUAAAAAAAAUAUUUUUUUUCCUUAUGCUAUUAUAUUGACUAAUACAAGAGAAUCAGCUUUUGAACUUUUUUCUUUUUUGAAAAAAUUUGAUAUAAAUAUUGAAUUAUUAAGUGGGGGUUAUUUAAAUAAAAAAAAAUCAAUUAAAAAACAUCAUAUGGAAUUAUUUUUAGGUAAUAAUAAUAAUGAUAAAUAUAAUUCAGAAGAUAUCGAUGAUAGGAGUACAAGAAGUAACGGAUUUUUAAAUACAUGUGAUAUCUUAGAGAAAAUAAAAAGAAGGAAAAAAAAUAGCAAUAACAUAAUAAACUAUAACAUUGAUAUUUUAAUAGGAACACCUGAUAAAGUUUUUGAAAAAGUGGAAAAUUAUAAAAACAAACAUUUAUAUAAUUUUAAAUUUUUAAAAUAUAUUGUUAUAGAAGAAGCCGAAACAUUAUGUAACCCUUUUAAUGAAAAAAAAUUACAACUAAUAUUUAAUCAUAUAAAAAAUUAUACUAAUAUGUAUUACUUUCACGGAGAUAUGUCUAAUAAUGAUACUGAGUAUGAACACAUUGGUAUAGAUAAUCAAGAAGAGAAUAAAAAGAAAGCAAAUGAAAUAGAAAAUGAAGAAAUAGAAAAUAUGAAGAGUAAUAACUUAUAUAAAAAAAAAAAUAUUCAUACAGAUAUUUUAAAACAAAAGGAAAGCGACACAUAUUUAGAAGAGAAAAUGGAUAGUAAUAGAAAUCAUAAUGAAACGAUUGAUAAUAAUUAUGAAAUGAACAAUAAUUGUAAUAAAAGUAUAAAUAAUAAAGAAAUAACGAAUAAUAAUGAUUACAUAACAAGUAACUUUAAAAAUACAACUAAAAAUCAGAAUGCAAGUAGUUCAGAAAAAAAAAAAAAUAAAGAACAUAUAAGUAAUUUAGAAAAUUUCGAUUUUAAAAAUAACACUAAUAAUAAUGAAGACAGCAAUAUAAAAAAAAUUAACACUACAGAAAAUGUAAGAAAUACAUUAAAUUCAAACAUACCAAUAACAAUAUUUGUAUCACCUACUAAAACUUUUGCAAUUAGUGAGUUUUUAAAUAAUAAUAUAAAAAGCAAAUAUAUCCAACAAAUAAUAAACAUCAACAGUCACAAUGUUAAUAAUUACAUUAAACAUGUUUUUAUUAAUAGCAAAAAUAAAGAAAAAGUUUCUUUAUUACUUGAAAUGCUUGAUAAUAAAGAAGUAAACAAGUAUAAAGUUACUAAUCAUUCUCACUUUUUAAAUAGAUAUGUGAUAUUCUGUAAUACCAGAAAGAGUGUCAUAAAUUUAAAAAAUAUUUUGUCAGAAUUAAAAUACAAUGUGAGUUAUAUUCAUAAUGAAAUGAAUUAUAAAGAAAGAACUAGGAAUUAUAGAGAAUUCAAAAAAAAAAAAACAAAUAUUUUAAUAUGUACAAAUAUAUUGAGUAGGGGAGUUCAAUUUGAAAAUACUCAAAUAAUUAACUAUGAUAUUAGUAAUAAUAUAAAUGAUUACAUUUAUAAAUCAAGCAAAGUCACUUAUAAUUCAAAUAAUACAAAUAAUUCUUUGACAACUUUUUUUAAUAAAAAGAACGCCAAUUUAGUUAAUAACAUAAUAGAAAGAGCAGUUGAUAAAAAACAAAUAAUAUUUCAAAAUUUGAAUAAAAAAGUUAGUAAAAUGCUAAAAUUACAAAGUAAUUAUUAUGAUAUUAUAAAAAAAAAAAAAAAAUUCCAAAAGAAAGGAGGAAGAAAAGCAAUGAAAAUAUCUCCUAGAAGAAAUUGUCUAAGUAAGAAAAAUAAAAUACUCUCAAAGAAGUUAUAUUUUUAUCAUAAAAUGGAUAUUGAACGAAAAAGAUUAAUAAAAAAGGGAAUACUAAAACCUCAUGAGAAAAUACCAAGAUAUCCAAAUAGAAAAGCAGAAAUAUAUGAUAGUAAUGAAUACAAUUCUAUGAAUAAACUAAAUGAUGGUUCACUGCAAAUUUUAGCAAAAAAGAGAAAAACUAAAAGGAAGAAAAAUCAAGAAGAAAUAAAAUACGAAGAAGACACUAUCGUUUUAGAUAAUAUGCCUACAUAUGAAGAAGAAGCAAAAAUAAAAGAAAAGAAGUAUCAAAAAAAAACUUAUUUUUAA